Messenger RNA from Adineta steineri, 537 nucleotides. NCBI's taxonomy places the organism in Eukaryota, Metazoa, Rotifera, Eurotatoria, Adinetida, Adinetidae. The record is from the annotation of a GenBank genome assembly.
AUGCUUGGUACACAACAAUCAACAGGGAUGAUUGAUAUAACUAAAGAACCAAUAUCUUCUUUUAUUGCAAAUAAUUAUCGAACAGCUGAAAUUAUUGCUUAUAUGAAAAGUCUAUGUGAUGAUACAAAAAUAUACAAUAAAAUGAGAUUAAUGUUACUUGGAAAUGAACAAACAGGCAAAACAUCAUUAUUACAAGCUUUUAAACGAGAAAGUUCGAAUAUGAAUAAUGCUCAACAAAAUCAACGAAAAAAAUCUACAACAACACGUAAUUUUCCAAUUCUUGAUAUAUCAGAAUGGAUAUAUGACAAAACACCUCGUACAUCAUUAGGUCCAGUUACAUUUCGUAUUUGGGAUUUUGGUGGAGAACAAGAAUUCCAAUCAGUUUAUCAAUAUUUUUUUACUCGACGUACACUUUAUAUAAUCUGUUGGAAAAUGACUGAAUAUGAUAUGAAUGAACAAAUCUUUGAAACAAUCCAUAAUAUUUUAAUAAAUAUUCAAGUAAGUUGUUGUUUUUUUUCUAUUAUUUUAUUCCUAUAA